GGCUGUCACAGUCCCCAGUCGACAAUGGUUGGCUUUUGUGUGUCACUGAAGCAUGGAUGAGACACAAAUCAGAGGCGCAGCGCGAGUCUGCCGCCCCGGACUACUGGAAGGGAGGGGCCUCACCAGCAUUGAUUCGACUUGCAAGCAGCUAUGCGGGUUGCAAGCAUGGAGGAUGAGCAUAGCCAACAACACGGUAACCCAGUGGUUGGUGGGGAGACGUCAUGCCCACAUCAUCACCUUCCGCAUUCCCCCCAGGAUUGUGAAGCAACAGACGUCCAUUCUUGCAAAGAAUGGAGAUAAGCAAACACGCGAUCGACCUACGGCCAUGCACCCGUUUGUGUCGCCGUUGGGCAGGAACGAGCAAACUGCUGUUGUUCUUACGCCCAAUCCGGCUGACUCUAGAAAACGCUUGCACCGAAAUCAAUGUCGCAAUUGCCCAGUAAAGGCCCUCGAAGACACAAUGGAUUCCUACGACCUUAUCGAGGACAACGGGCGGGAAUCUACGGCGGAAGCGAUGGAAGGCGGAAGCAGAAGCAGCCACGAUAUCACUGCCCAGCCUCAAACUCGAACAAUCCCCGCGACAGCGUCUUCUUCGUGGGAUGGCAGGGAAUCGGACGAGGCCAGCGCAGGCAUAUCGUAUGAAUGGGCAUCAGCGGCGUAGUCGGGUGCUCGCGCUCGGGGGUUGUAUUCAGAUUCGGUGGGGCCAGGGCAAUGUCAUCGAUUUCGGCCUGCAGCGGUUGCGAUGGACGGUCAACAAACACCGUAUCGGCACGCGGAGUCGGGAUGGUUCAGGAUAUGGCACCGCGCCGGCGAUUGCGAAAGUGGCAAGAUGGCGUGGAGUCGCACACUUGGAGAGUCAGGUGGGGGUCGAACGACGAACUCGAAAUGGACGCGCGCACAAUGGGACGGCGCGUGAUCGGACGAUUCUAGGGGAACCUCGGGGACUGGGGCUCGUCAGGGUCCGUCAAGGUCCCUCUGAGGGCCCUUGAUGAUCCAAGGUGUUGCGGUGUGGCAGUUGCUCGAGAGCAAUCCGUAUCCGUACAUGUCCGACCAGGAGAUCUCGAAAUUCGCUGAUAGUUGUCGCCGACCCGUCAGAGACAUCCCGCCACUUGCGGCCAGCCCUCGCUU
Messenger RNA from Parathielavia appendiculata, 1128 nucleotides. RefSeq lists its product as uncharacterized. NCBI's taxonomy places the organism in Eukaryota, Fungi, Ascomycota, Sordariomycetes, Sordariales, Chaetomiaceae. The transcript has a single exon. The record is from RefSeq and is a predicted model, not a curated record. The coding region runs from base 53 to 661 and encodes 202 amino acids.